Messenger RNA from Acanthisitta chloris (rifleman), 1590 nucleotides. It is a transcript of the gene BTBD6, whose product is annotated as BTB (POZ) domain containing 6. Lineage: Eukaryota; Metazoa; Chordata; Aves; Passeriformes; Acanthisittidae. Gene Ontology annotation, biological process: neurogenesis. Gene Ontology annotation, cellular component: cytosol. The record is from RefSeq and is a predicted model, not a curated record. Gene Ontology annotation, molecular function: protein binding. Bases 7 to 1239 code for a protein of 410 amino acids. The transcript is spliced from 3 exons.
GCGCUGAUGUUCAACAACGAACUCAUGGCCGACGUUCACUUCGUCGUGGGCCCGCCAGGGGCGGCCAGGAAAGUUCCUGCCCAUAAGUACGUUUUGGCAGUUGGUAGCUCUGUCUUCUACGCUAUGUUUUAUGGCGAUCUCGCAGAGGUCAAAUCUGAAAUCCAUAUACCAGAUGUGGAACCUGCAGCCUUUCUAAUCCUAUUAAAAUACAUGUACAGUGAUGAAAUAGACCUGGAAGCCGACACGGUGCUGGCCACGCUGUACGCCGCCAAGAAGUACAUCGUGCCGGCGCUCGCCAAGGCCUGCGUGAAUUUCCUGGAGACCAGCCUGGAGGCCAAGAACGCCUGUGUGCUGCUGUCCCAGAGCAGGCUCUUCGAGGAGCCCGAGCUGACCCAGCGCUGCUGGGAGGUCAUCGACGCCCAGGCGGAGAUGGCUCUCAGGUCAGAGGGCUUCUGUGAGAUAGACCAGCAGACGCUGGAGAUCAUCGUCACGCGGGAGGCACUCAACACCAAGGAGGUGGUGGUUUUUGAGGCCGUUCUCAACUGGGCAGAGGCCGAAUGCAAACGGAAGGGCCUGCCAGCCACGCCGCGCAACAAGAGGAACGUACUGGGGAAAGCUUUGUACCUGGUGCGGAUUCCCACCAUGACUCUGGAGGAGUUCGCCAAUGGAGCCGCCCAGUCCGACAUCCUCACCCUGGAGGAGACGCACAACAUCUUCCUGUGGUACACGGCGGCAAACAAGCCCAAGCUGGAGUUCCCGCUGACCAAAAGGAAAGGGCUGGUGCCUCAGCGCUGCCACCGCUUCCAGUCGUCCGCGUACCGCAGCAACCAGUGGCGGGACCGGGGGCGCUGCGACAGCAUCCAGUUCGCCGUGGACAAACGGAUAUUCAUAGCGGGGUUGGGGCUGUACGGCUCGAGCUGCGGCAAGGCGGAGUACAGCGUCAGGAUCGAGCUGAAGCGCCUCGGCGUCGUCCUGGCACAGAACCUCACCAAGUUCACCUCCGACGGCUCCAGCAACACCUUCUCUGUGUGGUUUGAGCACCCCGUGCAGGUCGAGCAGGACACCUUUUACAAUGUAAGUGCUAUCCUGGAUGGGAACGAGCUCAGCUACUUUGGGCAGGAGGGAAUGACUGAAGUGCAGUGUGGGAAAGUGACGUUCCAGUUCCAGUGCUCCUCGGACAGUACUAAUGGCACAGGAGUACAAGGAGGACAGAUACCCGAGCUCAUUUUCUAUGCAUGAUGCAUUUCACCCUGAUUGUAUUCAGUCCUGCCGUGGUGCACACUAAGGGAUUCUCAGUUGCCUCCGAACUCUGCAGCAGUUGGAAUGUUGCGCUACUCACCUAUCUGCUAUGUCAGACUAUACACAUAAGUGAAGGAAUGCUCUUGAAUUUAAUCUUAUUUUAUUUAUUCAUAAGCUAUUUGAGUUAAUUAUUGAGACUGCAACGAGCAGGAAAAUGUUAAAUUUUGCACUUACUGUGCAUCUUUUUGUAUAUAGAUAACUAACUCGCAGACUGCAACUGACUCAAACAGAAUGUUCUAAACUAGAGCAGUUUACGAAUCUGUGAAAUAUAAAACGUUUUUACUUGCCCUA